GCGUGUGCGAGCGCUACACACCACGGAUAAACGAGAUCGCCCUUACUUCCCAAGCAAAGCUCGAACCGUCCGGACGUGUAUGCGUGUGUGCCGACACUUUCGGGUCUGUGACGACGGUGUGUGUUGUUUCGGUAAAGAAAGCAGAGCGGGCAAAAAGGAAAACGCUAGAAACACCGAGACACACCCCCUCCCCUGCUUCCCACCCACCAGGCUCGGCGGGGAGGGUUGUUGCGCUUGUGUAUGCACACAUAUACCUACAUAGCGACAUACACAUACAGGAAAGGUGCAAAAGUGCGUGAAGUGAGUGCGUGCGUGUGCCGGUGGAUGCGCUUUUGACUGGAAGCGUUAGCGCUAGAUUCCGGCGAGCGGAAGUGGCAACACCACCGGCCAACCCGUAACCGACCCGAGUGUGCAACCAGUGAGACCAGAAUAGUAGAAAAAGAAGAAGAAAAGGAGAAAAAAAAACAAAACGAAAAAAAGCGGGAGACCACCAUCCCCCAACCACCCAGCCAGGAAGUGCAGUUCGAGUGGGGCGCGAUUUUCAUCGAUUUUCGGCCCGUUGGUGGUGUGCGUAGUACGUGUACCGGCCAAACAGCAAGAUGCGUCCAAACAGUGCGUGAUACAGUGCGAGUGUGUGCGUGUGUGAGAGAGAGAAAGUGUGUGUGUGUCUGCGCCGUUCUCGUGUGACGACACGUGUGUGCAAUACACGCUUGCAAGCGUGCUAGUGUGUGUGUGUGUGGGAAGAAGAUUGUGCAUUUGUGUCUGUGAGCCGACCGCUCGACGUCGCCGUUUGUCAACAAAUCGUCACUCAAAUCGACACUCGACCGGUGUACCGUUCUUCCCCACCACCUUCCCCUACCACCCAAUCCCCAACUAUCGGCACACACUAUCAGUGGCAACAAUCAAACGCAAACAGCGGACGCACAACGUACGCCCUGCAAUCAACCGAACCAAAGCGGCCCGUGCGGUAAAUCGUGCAGCGCGGGAAGCGAAAAGGAAAGCAGGACAACCCGUAGCAGCAGCAGCGACAGCUUCGUUGGUCGAGGUCGUGCGUUCGUGGCAGGCACGGGGCAAGCGAAAGUCGCCGAAACUGUAGCCGAGAUAAAGCCCGCGUGCGCGCGCGCGUGUGUGUGUGUGUGUAAGACAGAACGGAAAGGAAGAAACGACGACUCAUUUGCAUCUCGCAGCACGAGCAUCGGAAUCAGUCGUCUGUGGUCCUGCAUCGAGUGCGGUGCAUCCUUUAUCCUCCCUUCACCAUCAGCUCCUCCACCACCACCAGCGUCCCCAAAAAUCCCAUCCAACCCGUUAAUUGUGAUCCCCCCGUGGGGGGGCCGAAGUGCGUGUGCCAUCGGCGCGUGAGCGUUUGGAAAAGAGCUGCCGGCGCAGGUAUGACGUUCCCUGCCGCUACCGAUGCCGCCGACCGUUCGCAGUAGGACGGUGCCGCUGAACCAACGCCGGCACAACUCGUCAGCAGCAGCAGCAGCAGCAGCAGGAUGGCCGAUAAUGGGUGCCCACCGGCCCGGGGCAGCCACCCGGGGCCACAUCUUGGGCGGCCGCACCAUCCGAUCGGGGCCGGGCCACCGACCCACGCCACCGUCCCGAAACCGGCUUCCAAUGCGAUCAUCGCGGCGGGCCUGAUAAGCGGACCGAGAAUCGUAAUUCUGCACCGGUACAAUGGCGACUUCGGCUUCACGCUGCGGCACUUCAUCGUCUAUCCGCCGGAAUCCCUGACGGAACACGCGAUCAAUCCGCUCACUGCGGCGGGCGUGCUGAACUUUGCCCAACCGAUGGACACGGUGUUCGUGAAGAAGGUGCACCCGAACACGCCGGCCUACCUGGCCGGUCUGCAGGAGGGCGACCGGCUGCUGGCGGUGAACGGCGUUCCGGUCACCUCCAUCCCGUACUCGCAGGUCGUCGCCACGAUCCAGCAGACGCCGAAAACGCUCACCCUGCAGGUGGUGCCGAAAAACUACGACAUCCUGCAAACGUUUUUUAGCGAAACCGCCCACAACCCCGAAACGAACCAGCGGCCCCAGCCGCAACAGCCGGUCGUGUACGCACCGAAGCCGGCAUCGUCGGCUACCGGGGCCUACCCGAAAUCGAAACCGGCCCAUGGCCCGCCGCCGCAACCGCAGCCGGCCACGGCGAUCGUGCAGCACCAGCAGCACCAGCCGCUCUCGGUCGAGGGCGUGCAGGAGAAGCAGGAGUCGCUGUACAGCACGCUGCAGGAGAUCGUCGCGGACAAUGUGGCGGUGACCGGUGGUGCCCCAGCGAAGGCGGCCCAGAUGCUGCCGCUGCACGCCGACGUGCCAAAGAUGCUGAGCCACGGGCCGGGCAUGGGGCCGAUGGCCGCGCACCAUCUGCCAGUACCGCUGCCGAAGGCCAAACCGUACGAGUACGAUCCGCUCAAGCACCAGCAACAGUAUAUGCACCAGCAGCACCAGCAGUUUCUGCAGAAGAUUGCCCUGCCCGGUGGCAGGGAGGGCGAACUGGGCGAGGCUGCCGGGUACGGUGCACCGCUCGCCGACGGCGACAACGCGAUCAUGAACCGGAUGCGCAAGAGCCUCGAGCAGAAGGAGGAGUUCCUGCGGCGACCACCGACAACGGGGGCGGCGCUACAGGCCACCCCGGCCGCCGGCCACGAUGUGCAGCAGCGCGAGUUUUACGCCCGCCCGAACCGGCUCCAGAAAUCGGUUUGGCCCCCGACGCAGCCCCUUUCGCCCGGCUUCUCGGGUGCGGGCGGCGACAAAGCGCCGGCCCCUACCACACCGUCGACCAGCACGAACGCAUCGCCCACGGCCGCCGUUGUUUCACCGCCGGGCCCGAAACCGCCAACCAACGCUGGCGGCGGCAGCACGACCAACGGUGUGAUGCGCGAGCACGCCUCGCAGCUGUCCGCGAUACGGGAGCACUUCUUUACCGGUGGCGUCGGCGGCUCGCUCCAACUGCCGCCCAAAUCGGCCCCACCGUCGCUGGCGAUUGCACCGGCCGCCAUUACGGUGCCGGCCGGACCUUCUUCCCCGACCGGCGCGGCAACAGUACCCCUUUCUCCGCAUAGCUUACAUGCGGUGUCGGAGAAGGCAAAGCUAUUCGAGUCGGGCCGGCCACUGUCGCCGGAAGGCAUCGACCGGAUGGAUCUGUACAAGAGCGAACUGAGCCGCAUCAACACGAAACAGGUCGUGCCGAAUGUGGCCGUGCGCAGAAAGGAGUUUGAGCUGAAGGCCGAAAGUACGGGAUGGCGCAAAUCGAUCGACGACAAACCCCGCUCGAUCAGCUCCGAUUCGGAAUCGCGCCGCACGCCGGUUCGACUGCGAUCACUAUCAGUAGAGUCCAAUGCAACGCGCGAUUCGCGCCACUCGCUCGCCAGCUCCACGCCGCAAGCGACCGACGCCGCGUUCGACACGCUCGAGAAGGAUAAGGAAAACCAGCAUCAGCCGCAGCAGCAGCAGCAGCAGCAGUCGAGUGUGGUACCGCCCCCGAUGCCGAUGCUGCGCCAGAAGCCGAUCCGGGACGAUUCGUACCGCAGCGCGGUGCGCAACUCGACAGCGUUCUGGCUGCAGGGUCCGGUUCCAGCAGCAGCAGCAGCAGCAGCAGCGCACGGUGGCGGCGUCGGCGGCGGCACCGGUACCGGCGACUCGUCCUCGGCCGUAUCGCUCGCGUCGGACGGCGAGCCGCCGAGCCGACCGGUACCGCCGGUCCGCACGUACGCGGCCGCCCACCGCCAGCAACAUCCGCUGUCCGCGGCCGACACCGAGCAGAUGCGCAAGAAGCAGCUGCACCGCAACCAGACGAUGGUGGGCCUGCACCACCUGCUCGACGGGGAGGACGGCGACGGUCCGCUCGGCGACGUCGAGAUGCUGCACCGCAUGCCGCCGCUGACGUCGCCCCCGUUCGCACCGCUGUCGCCGCUCGCGGUCGCAUCGUCCGUCACGUCCACCUCGUCCGUGCCGCUGGCCCAUCUCGGGGCGCUCGGGGAGCAUCCGGCAGGAGCGGCCGGCACGACGCCCCAGCAGCUACCCCCACCACCCGGCGGCUUCCGUCCCGUGGCCGGACCGAUGCGUCCCACCACGCUCAACCUUUGCCCAGAUGCCGCCCUGCCGACGGUGGUGAUGCGCCAGAAGCAGCCGCACCAUUCGCUGCUGCUCGACGACGAGGAUCGCAAGAUGCGCCGGGUGUCGUACCUGCGGGCGACCGCCCACGACAACCUGUUCCAGAUGCUGGAGAGCGACCCGGACAGCAGCCCGAUGUCGCUGCCGCCGGCCGACACGCCCGACACCGAUCCGACCGAGCCGGCGUCCUCCACCGUCGAGCUGUCGUCCGGGCUGGCGACGACGGACGAGGGGGCACCGGCGUCCGGCAAGCUGCAACCGCAGCAGCUCAAGAGUGCCUACCGUCCAUGGCGCAGGCCACGUCUUACCACCGACAUUCAGCCGCUGCGGCGCCUGUUCGACCCGGAAGCCGACCUGGCUGUGCCGGCCCUUCCGCCCAUCCUUGAAACCGAACCGUUCACCUCUGCGUCCGCCUCGAAAAAGCGCUCCCGGCCCCUGCCAACACCACCCCGACUGCCAAACGACGACGACGACGCGGACGAUGACGACGCGGAUGACGCGGACGAGGACGAGGUCGGUGCGGCUGGCACGCGCCCGGCACGACCGGCAAGGGCCGUAAAGGGGCGGUCAGCUUCCCUGGUGACGACUACCCCGUUCGGCAGCGCUGCUGGCGGUGGCCACCGGCUGUUCGGGGCGCCCGGCAGCCUGGGCAACCUGCACGUCAUCACCACGACGACGGCGGGCGGUAUCGUCACGCGCAACUACUUCUUCGCCCAGAGCCACGGCACCAAAUCGAAGGCACUGGCCCACUUCCGGGACGGCGGAGCGGCGGACAGCACGGAACCGGUGGUGCGCGAGGGCGAACUGCACGUCAAGGUGACGCUGAUCGACGGCAAGCGGUCGGCCGACCGGAGCUGGCGCACGGUGCACGCCGUGCUGCGCGGCCACCAUCUCAAGCUCACGCUGGUGCGCGAAGGAAAGAACUCCAACCAGAGCCCGGAACCAUGCGGUACGAUCGAUCUGACCAACUUCCACGUCACCGAGGGCAACUACACGAAGCGCAAGAAUGUGUUCAAGCUGACCACGGCCGCCGGUUCGUACUGUCCGCUGGAGGCGGCCGCUGCGGCCGGCUUCGGCGGCCACGCCGAGGUCCAUCGCACCCAGUCCGCCUCCGGGCUGGCGACGGUGGGCGGCACCGGCCCGGGCAGCGGCACCUGUGCGUCGUCCGUACGCAGCGCGUCCACUGCCGGGCUGCCCGGGUCGGAGCGGGAGCUGCUGCUGCAGGCGGACAGUCACGGCGACAUGCAGGGAUGGAUGGAGUCGCUGCGGCUCGUGUGCGGUAGCACCGGCCAGCUGCACAGUCCGGAUUAUCUGAGCGGACGUGGAGGGCAACAGGCCGAGCCGCAGCGCGUCGCAGCCCAAACGAGCGUGCAGGUGCAGGGCGGAAGCGUGGGCGGCACCGGCUCGAACAGUGGCGACGACUACUCGCCCGUGCUGCCGGCCAAGUCGCAGCGCAAGUAUGCGCUCGGGUCGCGCUCCCCGUCCGGCCAGUCGCCGGUCACCAAGAGCCGCAAGACGCCGCAGGCUGGCUGCAGCUCGCCGACCGACAGCGCCGACCAGUCGAUCGCGUCCAGCUCCAAUCAACCGGCGUACCAUCAACCGCCCCACCACUACCAACAGCAGCAGCAGCAGCAGCACCACCAUCACCAUCAUCACGGCGCGAAGGAUAGCUCGGAUCGGGAGAGCGGCUCGCCCAAGUCGAAAACCUGGAAGGGCAUCAUGGCGGCCAAGUUCCGCAAGAUGCAGUGGCAGCCGGCGGCCGCCGACCUGCCGGACAACGCGCCGACCGGCCUGCCGCUCGAGCUGUGCCCGGUGUCGAGCCGCAACCGGUUCCUGCCGCUGGUGGUGGAGAAGUGCAUCAGCGUGGUCGAGUCGAAGGGCCUGCUGGUGGUGGGCAUCUACCGCAUCCCGGGCAACACGGCCGCGAUCGCCGCCCUGACCGAGACGAUCAACCGCGGGCUGGACGAGGUGGCGCUGAACGAUCCGCGCUGGGACGACGUGAACGUCGUGUCGUCGCUGCUGAAGGCGUUCUUCCGCAACCUGCCCCAGCCGGUGCUGCCGGACGCGAUGUACCGCGGCUUCAUCAGCGCGGACCAGCAGAGCGGCCAGCGGCGCCUGAUCGCGCUGCGCCAGAUGCUCGAGCGCAUACCGCGCAUGAACUACGAGACGCUCAAGUACCUGAUGCGCCACCUGGUGCUGGUGACCGCGCACAGCGAGGCGAACCUGAUGGAUCCGCGCAACCUGGCGAUCGUGUUCGGACCGUCGGUCGUCCGGUGCACCAGCGACUCGAUCCAGUCGGCCGUCAUGGACAUGCGCCACCAGUGCCAGAUCAUCGAAGUGCUCAUCAUCUACUACGCCUACUUUUUCGAGGAAGGGCUGCUGCCGAGCGCGGAGGAAGCGCAAAGUGCGGCCGGCUCGGAGGCCGACGCUGGGCCGGGCGCCUCGCUGCUGCUGGAGAAUGCCGGUAGAAUCGAGCGUAAGUGUCUGCUCCUGCGCGCCCUCCUGCACUUGCUCCACGUGCGCAUACACUGGAAGCGCUCCGGAUCGUACGACGUUAAGCCGCAGUAGCUCCCAUCUUGGACCAUAUACAUCCUUUCUUUUUUUUACAUACUUCACAUACAUAUCGUUAGCCAACAAAUGGCGCUACAGCGUAUUGCAACAGAGUGCGGCACCGCGUGACACAUUCACAGGAAAUGCGUUCCUUUUUAGUAUUAAAAGGGCCGCACUCGCUGGUGCGAAUCUCUCUCUCUCCCUUCUUGCCAAGUAUCGUGGCUCUACCACGCUCUCUUAUUAAGCUAUUGUAGUAUCUACACACACACAGCACUAUAUCAUGCAAAGCACCGUGUGCCAUCUAUAUAUUUAUUUGCCACAGCAAACACCCAAAAAGUAAUUCGAAUGCCAGGACAAAAUCUCUCAGUAGGAGAAAACAGAACACCAAAUCUGUUAGUACAAAUAGCGCAAAUAGGUCAGAUAAUAGGCCCAAAGUUACUAUAAAAUGCUUUUUUUUUUAGAAAAAUUGACCGUACAGUCGAAAUGUAUCGAAAACCCGUAACAAAAGGCGUGCGUGCAAGACUUGCGGCAAAGAUUUAAUUGCACCUUUCCCUCCCUCCGGUGCUAGUGGUUUCGUAGAUGUAGAGUAGAAGCACCACAACAGCACUAUUGUAGCACUAAGAUGGAUUACAAUCCCGUCUUUAUAUGCACUUUUAAUCCCCCGUUUUUUGCACUUGAAAACAAAAGUACACGAGCUAGAAAGCAAAAA
Messenger RNA from Anopheles merus, 7368 nucleotides. RefSeq lists its product as uncharacterized. The transcript is spliced from 15 exons. The record is from RefSeq and is a predicted model, not a curated record. Gene Ontology annotation, biological process: signal transduction. Lineage: Eukaryota; Metazoa; Arthropoda; Insecta; Diptera; Culicidae. The coding region runs from base 1494 to 6677 and encodes 1727 amino acids. Gene Ontology annotation, molecular function: protein binding.